This is a messenger RNA of Arabis nemorensis, 261 nucleotides long. The record is from the annotation of a GenBank genome assembly. NCBI's taxonomy places the organism in Eukaryota, Viridiplantae, Streptophyta, Magnoliopsida, Brassicales, Brassicaceae.
AUGACGAAUCAAACGGGUACUCUGAUUGAGAUUAGAAAUGUUCAAGAGCUAGGCAUCCACAAGAUCGAACAACUUAUGGACAGGUAUGGCGGAUUUGAUCUUGUCAUUGGCGGCAGCCCCUGCAAUAACCUUGCUGGAGGUAAUCGGCGUACUCGAAACGGACUUGAAGGAGGAGCACAUUCUUCGUUGUUCUAUGACUAUUGCCGUAUUCUGGAUGCUGUUCGCAACAAAGCAGCAAGGAUGAGGAGAGGAGGACUUUAA